Molecule: messenger RNA, 3972 nt
Organism: Doryrhamphus excisus (bluestripe pipefish)
Lineage: Eukaryota; Metazoa; Chordata; Actinopteri; Syngnathiformes; Syngnathidae
Source: RefSeq, a predicted model, not a curated record
UCAAUUCAAUACAUUGCCUGUCAAAAUAUACGCUUAUGUUUUCAUAUAAGCUCAUGUCCAACUAAAAAAAACAGUUUUUCAUAUCAUUAUUUAACAAACCUUAAAGGAUUUCACUCACUUACAGUUGGAAAAAUCACAUUAGUCCACUUAUUCACUUAAAGGAAAAAAAAAUAAUAAAGUAAUGUGCGUAAACAACCACCAGGCGGCGUACUCGUAGCGUCUUUCAUUGAAUGAGACGGAAUGUGGACUUUCCCUUAUUUUUCUUUCCAUCAGAUUUAAAGGGGAAGCAAUUUGGCCUCCGUCAGGAAGCUUCCAUAAGUACCUAACAUGGCAGACAGGCUCAGAGUGAUGUAACUUCUUGCAAGGAUGAAGAUUCCUAAUAAUAAUAAUAGCAAGAAAAUAACAUUUAACAGACAGCCCACUGAUUAUGUAAAAAAAAAUCACUGUGAACAUUCCACAGUUAUUUAACACCGUGUGACACCACGCAUUUAAAUGAUUCAAGACGCUUGGAAGACAUUCACAGCUUCCCCCCCACCCUCCUCCUUUUUCCCCCCAUAAAGGUCUACUGCAUUUAUGUUGGCAGCAACAGCAGAGGUUAAUCAUGAUGAUUAUAACAUGUCGGAGAAAGGAGAGGACACAUUUCAAGGGCAGCAAAAGUAACACAUCGGUUAGUCGUUGCACUUUGUUGUUUCUCCUCAGGCAGAGCUAACCACAUCUGGAAACAUUGCAUCAGUGAAAAAUUAAGAGCUGUUUGCACAGGCAGCGCAGUGCCUACAGGAAGUGCAGGCCACCAGGAGGGUGUGGAGACCCUUUUUAAAGCAGCCCACCGAACAAAAAUAACACAGCUAAAUUACAAUACGAGGUACUCCACAUCAGGAAUCACAGUAUUUUAUGCUUGAUGGCAGGGGUGUCCAAAGUCUGGUUCUGGGGAAAUUUGUAGCCUGUGACAUGUUUGGCGAAAGUGGAAUGGGGAAUGUACAGCUAGUUGGAAAUGAGUGUACACAACACAGCAGCAACAGAACCAAUGUUGUAGCCUGGGUGUGUCCAAACGUUUCUAUUGUAGGUCGCAUACAGAAAAAUUAAGGAAUGCGGUUGCCACUUUUACCUUUUUUUAAACCAGUCAUUGUAGAUAUGCAGCUCUUUUUUUUUAUGUAUUUUUUUCUUGUCUUUAUUCUCAUAAUAUAUUUACUUUAUUAUUUUAAUAUUAAUAUAUUAAUAUUUAAUAUCUCAAAAAUUGCAACUUUAUUAAUCAUAUUCUCCCUUGCUAGAAAUAUGUGUAUAUUCCAGUCUUAUAAUAUAUAAUAUUAUAAUAUAUAAUAUAUAUAUUAUAUAAUAUAAUAUCUAGUCUUUAUAUAAUAGUAAAUGAUAUUUACUAGGGAUGUGCGAUAUGUCCCGAUAUAGAUAUCAAAAUGUGAUAUCCAUAUCAAGAUUUUUUUCCUGAUCAUGUAAUUGCUGUAUACAACACAUAUGUCAUGUUAUACUUAUAGGUUAUCACAUGGUUUGUCUGGUAUCAGGCCCAAUCUCAUGUCCCUGUGUGCCAGUAUCAGCCCUCGACAUGUCUGUAUCGGCUGAUAUCGCUAUAAGAAAUUGAGAGUACAGACAGAUAGUAUUGGGAAAUAGUACUUUUUUUCUCUUAAUAAUGUGGCAUUGUUGUCCUAUUAAUUUACUGGUUGUCCAUUUUUAUUUUUUUAGGUUUUCUUGCUAAAUGUUAUUUUUAGAACAUGCCGAGGGCAGAUCAGCCAGCAUUGAAAUCAUUUGAUGAUUUGAGAUGUUCUGUGUUACAAGAAAUGCCACUCUUUGAAGUGAACACUGAAGGCGGCUCUUUGAAGUGAGCUGUCUUUUGUUUUUUCUUCUUUUCCUGUUAACAACGCAUGUGAUUGGUCAAACUGUAUGGUGCCAUAUGUGUCAGCAUUGAGAAGAAGGUGGAGAAAGAGGUUACUCACACAUCACAGUUGUGAGCACACAAAGAAGAGCGAGUGAGAGCGAAAGAAAGGCUACGGAAUUAACUGAAAAGGUUCUCUUCAAAAGCAACCAGUGUGCAUGCAGGAGAAGAGGAGGCGGUGGCGGAGGAGGAGGAAGAAGAAGAGGAUCAUCUGGCCCCGCCCAUCUGCAGAUUUGACCAUUGACUGCAUGCACAGAUCCACACAAGCCGCUUCAUCAUACAGUGUGACGCCCCGUGGACGAUUUUUACUGGGCCGCGCACGGUGCUCCACGCAUGCUGAGGUGCAUGGUUGCUGCUUCUCACAUUUUGCAUUUUUAGGAGGACGGAACUGAGGUGCUUCUUCUAGAUUCUUCUAUGGACGCAGAGUGAGGUGCAGCAUACAUUGCAGACAGUGUAAAGCGGAGAGAGGAAGAUGCCAGCUCCGCCCCCGCCUCCUCCCCCAGGAGCACCCCCUCCCCCCACCUUUGCAGUUGCCAACACAGACAAGCCGAGCCGUGGAGAACAGAAAGGAAGGAAUGCUCUGUUGUCGGACAUUCAUAAAGGCGCCAAACUUAAAAAGACUGUCACCAAUGACCGCAGUGGACCAAUAUUGGACAAGCCCAAAGGAGGCGGAGGAGUUGGAGGAGGAGGUGGAGUAAGUUCAGGUGGAGGAGGAGGGGGUGGAAGCUUUGGUGGUGGAGCUCCUGCUGGUUUAGGAGGCCUCUUUGUCGGCGGAAUGCCAAAACUUCGCUCUGCAGCCAACAGAGAUUCCAAUGACUCGGGACCCCCCAGAGGACCGGCUAUCACCCCAAGUCGCUACAGCGGCCCCAGCCCCUUCAGUAGCGGUCCUCCAAAAUUCCAAGGAGUGUCUUCUUCAUUCCGCGGCGGCGUUCCCGACCUUCCAAAGAACCGUACAAAUCACUCAUCAAGGCAAGACACUCCAGGAGGUCCUCCACCCAUACCCAACACGCCUCGACCCAACCAGAACUUCAGUCCCCGUGCGGGCCCACCACCGCCUUCUCUUCCUGCGGGACCCAGAUCCAACCCCGCAUCUGGGCCACCACCUCCCAGUCUUCCCCCAGGGCGGCAUGGUCCUCUCCCUCAGCCGCCAGGGAUGCCGAGGCCGAGCUUCACCACACCGCCUCCCCCGCCAUCCUCAAACCACAGCAGACCACCUUUACCGCCGGCUCCAGGGAGCCGGCCCCCGCUUCCUGAUGACCGACCUCCUCCUCCGCCGGCUCCAGUUGGGGGUCACCGGCAGUCCAUGCCCCGUGACCUGCCCCCUCCGCCUCCUCCCGCCGUCAACUGCAAACCUCCCUCGUCUGUUUCUUCUCGCUCUUCUGGGGGAGCACCACCUCUUCCGCCCGGGCGACCUGGGCCUCCUCCUUUGCCACCCACACCAGCCGUGGGGGACGACCACAGCACGCCUCGACUACCCCAAAGAAACAGCUCACUCAACAGCAAUUUCAGCUCUUCACCACAUGUCCGCACGGGACCCCUCCCUCCCCCACCCAACGAGAGGCCGCCAUCCUUUGGAAGAAACCAAAAUUCAACACGCACAGGGCCUCUUCCUCCUCCGCCCCCCACAGGCCGCAAUGUGAGCGGAGGCAGCAUGAGGGCAUCGCCGGGGCACUCUCCUAUCGGACGACCCGGGUCGGAUUCUCCUCGUGGCGGCCCCGGUGGUAGACCCCCUCUGCCUCCGGACAGACCCGGGGCCGGAGGGGCACCUCCUCCGCCACCUCCACCCAUCGGCAACGGCUUCCAAAACUCACACCACAACCAGAUACACGAUGAUUGGGAGGUUCGCUUCACUUUCCACCCGGUGUCCGACCUGCCGCCACCCGAGCCCUAUCAGCCCUUCCACAAGACCUACCCUAGCAAGAUCAGCAAGAUGGACGGCAGAGGUUCGGGUAGAAAGGAAAGAGGUGCUCCUCCUCUUCCUCCUAUACCCAGGUGAAGAAGAGCAGCAAUAUGCAAAAAAUAUGCAAAGUGGACAGACGACAACAGUGUUAAGAAGGAAAAAAAAGCUAGGGAAAAUGUCUAUUUGAGAG